AUGACUCAUGUAGACGUCGAAAGCCUUGAUGGACGCUUGCUAUUCGCCAUCCCGAAGAAGGGUAGGCUGUACGAAAAGUGCCUAUCAAUACUAGCAGGAGCCGACAUACAAUUCCGGAGGCACAAUAGACUAGACGUAUGCCUCGUGCAGAACCAUCCCAUCGCCCUUGUAUUCCUCCCCGCAUCUGACAUACCAUCUUUCGUCGGCAAAGGCAACGUCGAUCUAGGAAUAACAGGCCACGAUGUGAUCCUCGAAUCCCAAAUGCAGCAGCACGUAACCGAGACCCUACGGCUAGGCUUUGGAAAAUGUUCCCUCCAGGUCCAGGUCCCUGAAGCCGGACCAAUCAAAACCGUAGAGGACCUUGCGGGCAAGCGUGUCGUUACGAGCUUCGAGGUCUUGUCUGGGGAGUAUUUCUCAAAGAUAGAUGAGGAAAUGGGCUUGCAGGGUGAGGCGAGGACGAAGAUCGAGUACGUGGGUGGAAGUGUGGAAGCAGCCUGUGCAUUGGGAUUAGCAGACGGGAUUGUCGACCUCGUAGAGUCCGGUGAUACCAUGCGUGCAGCUGGUCUGCAUGCGAUAGCGACGGUUCUAGAGACAGAAGCCGUUCUCAUCAAAUCCAGCGUCCCAAAACACCCUGGUCUCGAGCCUCUGAUCAAACAAAUAACAAGCCGCAUCGCGGGCGUCGUGGCAGCCAGCAAAUAUGUUGUCUGUCAGUACAACAUCUCACGCGAUAAGCUCCCUGACGCAACGAGAAUCACACCCGGUCGAAGGGCGCCUACUAUAAGUCCUCUUGAGGAGGAGAACUGGGUCGCAGUCAGUAGCAUGGUCGAGAAGAAGAAAAUUGCAGAUAUCAUGGACGACUUAGUCAAGAUCGGUGCACACGAUAUCAUGAUCUUCAACCUAGACAACUGUAGAGUUUGA
Desarmillaria tabescens is the source of this 918-nucleotide messenger RNA. Its product is annotated as ATP phosphoribosyltransferase. Lineage: Eukaryota; Fungi; Basidiomycota; Agaricomycetes; Agaricales; Physalacriaceae. Gene Ontology annotation, molecular function: magnesium ion binding; ATP phosphoribosyltransferase activity. The transcript has 5 exons. Gene Ontology annotation, biological process: L-histidine biosynthetic process. The record is from RefSeq and is a predicted model, not a curated record. Gene Ontology annotation, cellular component: cytoplasm. The coding region runs from base 1 to 918 and encodes 305 amino acids.